Mycena citricolor is the source of this 233-nucleotide messenger RNA. Lineage: Eukaryota; Fungi; Basidiomycota; Agaricomycetes; Agaricales; Mycenaceae. The record is from the annotation of a GenBank genome assembly.
GGGAGAGACACUGCACCAUCGCUUUCACAAUCAUGUGUCUGCACCGGUGUCUCAAAGCAGAUGAUCCUUUUCCAGAGCACACAGUGUAUCUUGCGGGAAGGCAAGAUUAUUGACAUGCCACAGCGACCAUCCGUGCGCCGGCGCGGAAUUGGCAGGCGCCUGUCGAAACACAAGAUAGACCGCAUUCGGUGUAUCUGCGGCCGGGUUCGAUCUGAAAUGCACAUGAGUUUUGG